AAUCAGGUGCUGUUUUCACAUUUGGAAGAAGCAAAUUUGCAAAAGAUACUCCUAGCAAGUUCUGGUUCAAAAACGAUAAGCCUGUACAUAUGUCAUGUGGAGAUGAACAUACUGCUAUUGUUACAGAGAAUGGUAAACUAUACAUGUUCGGCAGUAACAACUGGGGCCAAUUAGGACUAGGAUCAAAGAAAACUGUCAACAAACCAACAUGUGUUAAAGCUUUAAAACCAGAAAAAACAAAACUUGCUGUUUGUGGAAGAAACCACACUUUAGUUUACACAGAAAAAGGAAAUGUGUAUGCUGCUGGAGGUAACAGUGAAGGUCAGUUGGGAUUAGGUGACACAGAGGAAAGGACCACAUUUCAUUUAAUUAGCUUUUUUACUAACCAGCACAAGAUCAAACAGCUAGCAGCUGGAUCAUACACCUCAGCAGCAGUAACUGAGGAUGGGCAGCUUUUUGUGUGGGGUGACAAUUCGGAAGGUCAGAUUGGCUUGGCUAAUGAAGCCUCUGUCAAUGUCCCUUGUCAAGUGGAUGUUGGAAAACCUGUUUCCUCUGUAUCCUGUGGAUAUUAUCACUCUGCCUUGAUAACGGGAGAUGGUGAGCUCUAUACUUUUGGAGAACCUGAGAAUGGGAAAUUGGGAUUAUUGCCUGGACAGCUGAAGAACAAUAGAGUCCCCCAGCCUGUACUGGGAAUUAUGGGAAAAGUUAAUAAGGUUGCUUGUGGUGGAGAACACACAGUGGUGCUAACAGACACAGAUGUGUAUACUUUUGGACUUGGACAAGAUGGGCAGCUGGGACAUGGUACUUUUAUUUUUGAAACUCCAGUACCAAAGUCUGUGAAACACUUGAACAGGCAUAAAAUAUGUAACAUUACAUGCGGGGAAAGUCAUACUGCUGCAAUUGCAGAGAACGGUCUCAUGUUUACUUUUGGAAAUGGGCGACAUGGCAAGUUAGGACUUGGAGACGAGAAUUUUACAAAUCAGUUUGAUCCCACUCCGUGUUAUAAUUUCUUGAGGUUCACAGUCCUUUUGGUUGCUUGUGGUGGUUGUCACAUGCUAGUUUUUGCUGCUCCAAGACCUAAAGCAUCUGAAGAAAUACUCUUGGAAGAUUUAGAUGAGAGCCGUUUGACUGCUACCAUCUCUAAAAUGAGUGGAGAUUCACUCCUAACAAACACCUUAGAACUAACAUCAGCACGAAUCCGACGUCAAGAGAGGGAAAAGUCACCAGAACGGUUUAUUCAAAUUGCACAAAAUCUGCCUCCAAUGGGAGAAAGCUGCUUAGAAUCUUCAUUCCCUGUGACUAGCAAUGCUAGCCCAGUCUGUUUGUCUGCAGCAAGUCUUCCUAAAUCUGAACCUAUGAAGGAUAGAGACCAUGAAAAAGAAAAGAAUAAUCAAAAUUAUAAACGUGGUGAAGACUCUUCAGAAGAUUCAGACAAUGAAAAUAAUGAUCGAAACCUUGGAGAUACAACUGACAUCCUAAAUAUGACACAUGUGAUGAAGUUGAAUCCCAGUGACCGGGCCUUAGAAUUAUCACCACUCCAAAAGCAAAAGAAAGUAGUAAUGAUCUUGCAAAAUAUGUACUUAAGAGCAGGGAAGAAGAGGACUGCUACGAAGGGAAAGUUGAAGGCAAUGAAAGCAAUAGAAAAAGUGAAAGAUUUAGACUUAGAAAAAGAAGAUAGUGAGAUUGAGGAGAUGCAAGCUACAAACAAUGAGAAAGAACAUGUAGAGGAGGCUGAUAUAAAAAGCCUUAAUGAGGAAGAAACUAACUCUGAAGCUAAAUCUGAUGAAGACAGGCAGUUAGAAAUUAAGGAGAAGGAAUCUAAUGAAGAGCAGGAGAGUGAAGGCAGUGAAAAGUGUGAAAGUGAAAAAGAAAAACUAGAUGAAAGGGUUGACAGUGAAGGUGAACUAGAGGAGGAAGAAGAGAGUGAGGAAAAGGAGAAUAUGGAGGAGGAAGAGUAUGAAAAAGAGGAAGACCCUGAAAAAGAAAAGGAGGAACAGGUUGAAAGUGAGGGAGGAGAUGAGAGUGAGGAAGGAGGUGAAGACAGAGAGGAGAAGGAAGAAAAAGAGGUGGAGGCAGAAGAAGAAGGAGAAGAAGAAAAGGAAGAUGAAGAAGAGAACAAAGAAAGGGAGAAUGAAAAAGACAAAGAGGGUGAAGAGGAAGAGUUAGAAGAAUCAUUGGCAGGGGGGGAAGAAGAGGUAUCUGAAGAAGAGGAAGAUGCAAAUAGGAGGACUAAGGAGGUAUGGGAGGAUGGAAUGGAAGAAGAAGGAGAAGGGGUGGGGGAUGAAGUGAAAGUGGAAAGAGAAGAUGAGGAAGAGGAGGGACCAGAGGCAGAAGCAGAAGGGGAGGAGGGGGAAGAAGAUGAGAACAGGGAAGAAGAAGAGUGGGAAAAUGAAGAAGAGAAAAGGGAAGAAGAGGAAGGAGAAGAAGAUGAUGAAGAGGGAGAAGGGGUGGAAGAAGAUGAGGAAGUAGGGGAGGAAGAAGAGAGAGAAGAGGGAGUUGAAGAUGAGGGACAAGAAGGAGUGGAAGAAGAAGAGAGAGAGGAGGAAGAGGGAGGGAAGGAAGAAGAAGGGGAAGAGGGAGGAGAAGAACCAGGGGAAGAAGGAGAGGAGGAAGAAGAAGGGGAAGAUGGAGAAGAAGAAAAAGGGGAAGAGGGAGAGGAGGAAGAGGGAGGGGAGGAAGAAGAAGGGGAAGAGGGAGAAGAAGAACACGGGGAAGAGGGAGAGGAGGAAGAAGAAGAGAAAGGGGAAGAGGGAGAGGAGGAAGAAGAAGGGGAAGACAGAGAAGAAGAAAAAGGGGAAGAGGGAGAGGAGGAAGAAGAAGGGGAAGAGGGAGAAGAAAAAGGGGAAGAGGGAGAGGAGGAGGAAGAAGAGGGAGAAGAAAAAGGGGAAGAGGGAGAGGAGGAAGAAGAAGGGGAAGAGGGAGAAGAAGAAAAAGGGGAAGAGGGAGAGGAGGAACAAGAAGGGGAAGAGGGAGAAGAGGAGGAAGGGGAUGCAGGAGAGGAGGAAGCAGAGGAUGAGGGAAAGGAGGAAGAAGGAGAGGAAGAGGAAAAAGCAAAAGGUAAAAGA
Molecule: messenger RNA, 3065 nt
Organism: Pterocles gutturalis (yellow-throated sandgrouse)
Lineage: Eukaryota; Metazoa; Chordata; Aves; Pterocliformes; Pteroclidae
Gene: RPGR
Product: retinitis pigmentosa GTPase regulator
Exons: 14
Biological process (GO): ubiquitin-dependent protein catabolic process; protein ubiquitination; visual perception
Cellular component (GO): photoreceptor outer segment
Molecular function (GO): ubiquitin protein ligase activity
Source: RefSeq, a predicted model, not a curated record